Phoenix dactylifera (date palm) is the source of this 2075-nucleotide messenger RNA. Its product is annotated as sugar transport protein MST6-like. Gene Ontology annotation, biological process: monosaccharide transmembrane transport. Gene Ontology annotation, molecular function: monosaccharide transmembrane transporter activity. Gene Ontology annotation, cellular component: membrane. The record is from RefSeq and is a predicted model, not a curated record. NCBI's taxonomy places the organism in Eukaryota, Viridiplantae, Streptophyta, Magnoliopsida, Arecales, Arecaceae.
AAACCGAACAUUGGAGACCUUAAAUCCAAACCUCCCAUUCACCUCCAGAUCCUAACGAGGCUUCACUCUUAUCGAUCGAAAGAAAAGGGUAGCUUACGAAAGGCGGAGGACAAGACGGAGGCAUACUCUCAACACCUUUCAUGCAUGGGCGAUCAGACCAGCUUUGUUCUUGUUAUUAGAAACCAAAAGGAGACAAAGGAGGAAGUGUAAAGGAGCCCUUUUAGAUUUGGGAAACGUUUGCUUCCACCAUUAGAAAGAGUAGGAGGGCGAGUAGGCUUAAUUUUUUGUUAGUCAUCGGCAUGGCUGGUGGAGGGUUCGUCGCACAGGGGGAGGUUAAGGACUACAAUGGGAAGGUGACCUUGUUCGUGAUCAUCACCUGCAUGAUCGCCGCCACCGGUGGGCUCAUCUUCGGAUAUGACAUCGGCGUAUCUGGAGGUGUAACUUCCAUGAAUGUUUUCCUGGAGAAGUUCUUCCCUUCGGUGUACGAGGAUCAGAAAAAUGCCGGGACAUCCAAGAACCAGUGGUGCUCGUUCGACAGCCAGCUGCUAACCGCGUUCACCUCCUCCCUGUACAUCGCGGGGCUCAUCUCCACCUUCUUCGCAUCGACGGUGACCAGAGUGCUGGGACGGAAGGCCUCCAUGCUGUGCGGCGGGGCGGCCUUCCUCAUCGGCUCUGCUCUGAACGGUGCCGCCGUAAACGUGGCGAUGCUCAUCAUCGGCCGCGUCCUGCUCGGCGUCGGUAUCGGCUUCGCGAACCAGGCCGUCCCCCUCUAUCUCUCCGAGAUGGCCCCGCCGAAGCUCCGAGGAGCUCUCAACAUCGGCUUCCAGCUUGCGACGACCAUCGGCAUCCUGAUCGCGAACCUCGUCAACUACGGCACCAACAAGAUCAAGGGUGGGUACGGGUGGCGCAUCUCCCUCGCGCUCGCUGCGGUUCCCGCCGGCAUCAUGACCAUCGGCGCGCUCUUCCUGCCCGACACCCCCAACUCCCUGAUCGAGCGAGGCAAGCUCGAAACGGCCAGGAGGAUUCUCCAGAAGGCGCGGGGGACCGACGACGUCGGCGAGGAGCUGCAGGACAUGGUCGAGGCGAGCCAGGCGGCCGGGCAGGUCCGGCACCCCUGGAAGAACAUCCUCCAGAAGCACUACCGCCCGCAGCUCGUGAUGGCGUUCUUCAUCCCGGGAUUCCAGCAGCUCACCGGCAUCAACAUCAUCAUGUUCUACGCGCCGGUGCUCUUCAAGACCAUCGGCUUCGGGGACAACGCGUCGCUCAUGUCGGCCGUCAUCACCGGCCUCGUCAACGUCGGGGCGACCCUCGUGUCCAUCGCGACGGUGGACAGGUUCGGCCGCAGGUUCCUCUUCAUCGAGGGCGGCGCGCAGAUGCUUCUCAGCCAGGUAGCGAUCGCCGUCAUCCUCGGGGUCAAAUUCGGCGCGGACGGGACGGGGGCCAUGUCGAAGCCGUACGCCGACUUGGUGCUGGUGCUCAUCUGCACCUACGUGGCGGCGUUCGCGUGGUCCUGGGGGCCGCUCGGGUGGCUGGUGCCCAGCGAGAUCUUCCCGCUGGAGAUCCGGUCGGCGGGGCAGUCCAUCGUCGUCUCCGUCAACUUCUUAUGGACGUUCCUCGUAGCGCAGUUCUUCCUCUUGGCGCUCUGCCACCUCAAGUUCGGCCUCUUCUUGCUCUUCGCCGCCUUCGUGAUCGCCAUGACGCUCUUCAUCGUCCUGCUACUGCCGGAGACAAAGAAUGUGCCCAUCGAGGAGAUGAAUGUGGUCUGGAAGAAGCAUUGGUGCUGGAAGAAUUACGUCCCUGACGAUCACAUGGCGGUGGCGUGAAGGACUGGGUCGAUGCAUGCAUGGGGCUGGGCGAUGAUGGACUUCCAACCUCUUCUUCCAUCUGCUAGCUACGUACUUGUCGUAAAAGCGCUAUCAGGAGUAGAGUUGAAAUCUAGCUAGGGCCUAGGGAGCAGCGGUGUGAGAGGUAUAUAUAUAUGGGCGGGAAGAAUAUUACAAGGCCUAAGGGGAUGCUUGCAAAAGUUUAUAAAUCUUUAUUUUUUCAAUUGUUGAUACGUAAUUUCGUCAAAAGUA